Messenger RNA from Trichoderma reesei QM6a, 2827 nucleotides. RefSeq lists its product as uncharacterized. The transcript has 3 exons. Gene Ontology annotation, cellular component: mitochondrial inner membrane. Lineage: Eukaryota; Fungi; Ascomycota; Sordariomycetes; Hypocreales; Hypocreaceae. The record is from RefSeq and is a predicted model, not a curated record. The coding region runs from base 317 to 2827 and encodes 836 amino acids.
CUCCGAUCCCGUCAUUCAUAGCAAAGAGAAGAUUGAGGCGUUGAUAUCGGGCAGAAUAAGCGCGAGCGAGUUCAACAAGUCGAUCAAGAAAUCAACAAGCAAGCCGUCCAAGCGCCGAUCGAGCCGAAAGCCAUGGCGUCGCCAAAAAGAGGACGAUGUCCCUGAUUGGGGACUGGCAGCAUCUCCUAACGGAGAGUUCUCUACAGGAGAUUCCCCUACGAGAGACUCCCCUACGAGAGACUCCCCUACGAGAGACUCCCCUACGAGAGACUCCUCUACCGGUAAAUCCCCUACCGGAAAGGAGUUUGCGGAAGCGAUGGAGUAUACCCGGAGCAUCAAAGAUCUUGCUGUAAUGGAGAUGCUCGAAGAGCUUGCGAACGACGAGUUUGGGGACGAGCACGAUGCGGCCGAGGAGCUUUACGCGGACAGAUCUCCAGCCGUGGGACUACAACCAGAAAACGCCCAGACAGAGGAGCCUCAUGUCCCGGAGCAGUCUGUCGCAGAUGCCGUCACUGCAGAACCCAGCCAUUCUAUCCCUAGGAGGAGAUCGAAGUCGAGGAAAGACUACCGUGAUGAGCUCGUGCAAUCGAGGAGUGUCCCCGUUGCGGCUCUUGGAGAACAAAUCGAUGCCAUCAUGCUGAAGAAUCCCAACGAGAUGAAGAGGCCUAAGAGGGCCGUGCGAAGAGUUCAACAAGAGGUGACAGAAGCUACAGUCGAGCUCGACCCCGAAAGAGACGGCAUGGUCGAUGACGCGGACGAGAAUGGCGAAGAGGCAAUGGAGGCGGCGCUCAAGAAUAUCGACGACCUGCGGCCCGCCGACAAGACCAUUUUGCCAAUUCAAGACUUUGACGCUCUGGCGAACACGCUGCUGGAAGGCUUCAAUCACAACCAGCUUACCAGGUACUUCAUCCAGAAGCGCCUGGAAUUGUCCCAACAUGGUCUGGGGAAGCCGGUCACUUAUCCCUGGAUUGUCAAACAGGGCCCUUGGGUGGCUGCAAAGCCAGACCACUGGGGGCCUCUCCGGCCGAAGCAGCGGCAGGUCAUCAUGAUCAUGCAGCUUCUUUGGAAUCUAGAAGUUCAAGAGCAAGUGGAGGGUCUGGGCAGAACUCUUCUCUGGCUGCAGCCUCGUGUCUUUGAGCUCAUCGCCCCUCCCAAUAGCGUGGUACUCGAGCAGCUCUCCCGAGACUUUUUGUAUCAGUCUAACAAGGAGAAAAUCACCACCAAUUUCGAUGAUUGCCGUAUCAACAUCUACGCUCGAAAGUCGACCAUUCCUGUCAUCCUGACUCACCUCGACGAAGUGGUCAAGUCGAUUCGAUCUCAAAAGAUAUCUUCGGACCACUUCCAAGAGAAUGAUCUAGAUGAGGGAUUGCUUCAAGAGCUCGAACGCAUCACCAAGACGCAUAUCGAACACAAUGAGAAGAAGAGGGAACUCGAAAUCUCCUGGUUAGAGAAGCGCGAUUUGACUUCCUCGGAAGAGGACGCUGACACCUCGGAAACCCCUGCCGAUGUUGCUUUACGGCUUCUGUUGGAGCAGCCAGCCAAGGAGCACCAAAGCAGCGUUCAGAUCAUCGCACCAUCAAAUGGCAACAAACCUCAAGACGCAAGCUUCAUCAGCCAUCAGAGAGAAAACAGGAGCAUGUCUUGGAAGGACAAGCUCCGGCAAUGGUCUAGAUAUGUCCUUCCCGUUGGCCAGACUGCAGCUAUGAAAGACGAUGUUUCAGCGCAAUUCGCGCAAGCCAUCUCCUUUCCAGUCUCCGCUCCCAAGACACUCAAUGGAUUCGAGCAGAGUUGCCAGGUCACUGCCACUUUUGGACAUGUGCUCCACGGGAGGAGCUCACGAACGGCGGCUGCGAUGGCAAAGCACCAUCGACCACUCUCGCCUGUCCUUCCUCAUCCGGCGUCUUUCACGUCCCUUACAGAAGAAGACAAACUCGUGGUGCAGCGCACAACCAUGAUUCUCAACUUCUGCCCAGAUCCCACGCAAACCCCCGCCAAAUUCGACCCCGAGCCCCCUUCUAUACAGCUUCGACUGCCAGUGGACCCUGGCACGGACCUUUCCGACGUGUCCAUCCCUCCUGGUUCAGUCCUCGUGGGCAUUGCAGCGAAACACGUUAGCGAUGUCUUACUGCCUGGCGAAAGUGUGGAUGUUCGCCUGACGCAGCACCAUCUUCUGCCUCUCGACCCCAGCCACGAAUUUGUCAAAGACUUCAUAUCCAAGUGCAAGUUUGACCUGCCCCAGAGUCUUGUUAAAACGCCCAGCAAAGCCACGUUUCCCAUUCCCAAGGCGUGGACCACUACUCCAAAGGCAACCGGUAGGCCAUCCAAAGCCACAAUCAACGUACCAUACCUCUUCACGGGGUCAGAGAUCCACCAGGCCGUUGAGCUCGAGUUUCAGGGCCACACCCUGCGCUACAGCAGCAUUGACGCAGGCCGACAUGGCGGCCUCCGACAAGAGCUGUCUCUCCUGGCUGGUCCACCACAGAGCCAAGAUGCGUCACCCUUGGCUCUCGACAAAGCCGAGGCUUCACGAUUCUUGUCUCUCGUCGGCGGCUUAGCUGAGGGCAAUUACUUCCCAUGGCAUGAUGGCUCGCAGCUCAUGAGAAAGCUAUCUAACGUGGAUGCACUCGAGGGUGAGGCUGCAGAGGAUCAAUUGCCGCCGCUGGAGGUCGAGAAUCAUGAGACUACUCAGAAUGUAGAGUCAGAACAUCUGCGAGAUACCGAGCAGGUCGAUGGUCAUUCUUCAACAGAGCCAGCUGCCGACAUAGUUUCUGAUGGUCCACCCGAGGACUCUCAACAUCGUGAGACCGACGAAACGAAGAAGGAAUAG